AUGGAAGAAACUGUGUGCAUGUGUUUCAAGGAUUUGAAGUGUAGAGGAUGCCAAGUCAAGGUCUGUGAUCGCUGCCUCAAGAAAAGAUAUAUAGACGUAGACCCUCCGCAAAUGACAGAAGAGGAGGCUGCUUCAGAUGACUGGAAGUGUCCGAAAUGCUCAGGGAACUGCAACUGCAGCGCAUGCAGGAAGCAAGCGGGUUUACUACCUCUUGGUCGACUUGUGCCCAACUCAGAAAAGCCUUCAGAGGAGGAGCCUGCGGAAGGGUCUGAGCCAAAGGGAGAAGAAGACAAACAAAGUGGAGAUGUGGCGGCAAAGGGAAAGUGGAUGGCAAACGCUCCCAGGGAACCCCGCAGAGCGAAGGAUGUACGAGAUGCCCUACAGUUCAUAGAGUUCUGUGUGGCCUUUGAAGAGGUUUUGGGAUUCAGCAAAGCACAAGCUGAAUCUCUUUUCAGAGACCUAAUGCUUCAACAGUACUCCUCCGUAUUCCAUUUCCAGGCAACUCUCUUAUCUUUACAGAAGGUGGAAAUCGAACUUGAACUCAGGCCUUUGAAGGAUUUGAACGAAGACACCUGGUUCGAAUAUAUGAGGUGCUACUUCUCAGAGUCUCAAAUCCUACUGAAGGAACUGCCCUCAGAUUUCUUUAGUAGAGGAGUUGAGGGCUACAAGUCUUUGGACUUCUCCCAGAAGCUGAGAGUCCUAAAUUUCCUUUGUGAUGAGGCUCUUGUCACUGAUAAUCUGAGCAACUUCAUAAAAGGGAAAGGAGAAAUGUUCAAUCAAAGAAAGAGCGAAGCAAAACAAAUGGUUUCUGCUGCAAAGGCUAAGGAGAUAAGCCUCAAGGAGCAGUUGAGAACUGAGGUGGCCAAGGCUAAAGAGUGA
Molecule: messenger RNA, 879 nt
Organism: Argentina anserina (silverweed cinquefoil)
Lineage: Eukaryota; Viridiplantae; Streptophyta; Magnoliopsida; Rosales; Rosaceae
Exons: 9
Coding region: 1-879 (292 amino acids)
Biological process (GO): regulation of DNA-templated transcription
Cellular component (GO): nucleus
Source: RefSeq, a predicted model, not a curated record